Pipistrellus kuhlii (Kuhl's pipistrelle) is the source of this 1879-nucleotide messenger RNA. RefSeq names its product endothelin 1 (gene EDN1). Gene Ontology annotation, molecular function: hormone activity; endothelin B receptor binding; endothelin A receptor binding. Lineage: Eukaryota; Metazoa; Chordata; Mammalia; Chiroptera; Vespertilionidae. The record is from RefSeq and is a predicted model, not a curated record. Gene Ontology annotation, biological process: intracellular calcium ion homeostasis; regulation of vasoconstriction; regulation of systemic arterial blood pressure by endothelin. Gene Ontology annotation, cellular component: extracellular region. The transcript is spliced from 5 exons. Bases 508 to 1107 code for a protein of 199 amino acids.
CAAUGGGCAUUUUCUUUCUCCUGGCCCUGGCCCUGCCCCCGGACUGUCAGACGGCGGGCGUCUGCCUCUGAAGUCAGCAGCGAUUUCCUCUAGAGCCCGGCCUUAUCUCCGGCUGCACGUUGCCUGCUGGUGACUAAUAACACAAUAACAUUGUCUGAGGCUGGAAUAAAGUCAGCCCUGUUUACCCCCACUCCAUAGGGGUUCAAUAUAAAAAGCCGGAGGAGAGCUGUCCAAGUCAGACGCGCUCCUGCAUCUGCUGGGGCAAGUGAGCGAGCGAGCGCCGCGAGGGUUCUCGGUCUGGUCUCCGCUGUUGCUGUCCCCCAGCCGCCCGCUGCGCCCUCCGACCGCUCCACCGCCUCACUCCCCGCAGGCACUCCUCUCUCCCCGCGGAGGAGCGCCCAGGCUGACGGAUCCACAGCCACCAGAAGCGCUUUGAGGGAACUGAAGCUGCUUCUCUGCGUUCCUACUAUUGGGUUUAGUUUGCAGGGAAUUCUGAUUGUUUUCAGGAUGGAUUAUUUCCCCGUGAUCCUCUCUCUGCUGUUUGUGGCUUUCCAAGGAGCUCCAGGAACAGCUGUCUUGGGCGCUGAGCUCAGCACGGGAGCGGACAGCGGAAGAGAGGAACCCUCUCCCAGCGCACCCCGCCGCUCCAAGCGCUGCUCCUGCUCUUCCCUGCUGGAUAAAGAGUGUGUCUACUUUUGCCACCUGGACAUCAUCUGGAUCAACACUCCCGGGAAAAUUGUUCCAUAUGGACUUGGAAACCCUCCUAGGACCAAACGAUCCUUAAAGGAUUUAUUUCCUACAAAAGCAACAGACUGGAGGGACAGAUGCCAGUGUGUCAGCCAAAAAGACAAGAAGUGCUGGAAUUUUUGCCAAGCAGGAAAAGAACUCAGGGACCAAGACACGAUGGAGAAAGUCUGGGAUAACCACAAGAAAGGAAAGGACUGUUCCACGCUUGGAAAGAAGUGUAUUCAGCAACAGCUGGCGGAAGGAAGAAAAAUGAGAAGGUUGGAGGCUAUCAGCAACAGCAUCAAAACUUCUUUUCGUAUUGCAAAGCUGAAAGCCAAGCUCUCCAGAGAGAAGAAAGUGACCCACAACCGAACACACUGAUUACAACCAUCCCAUCUGAAGCCUUCUCCUCCACAGAGACAGCGCGCUGUGCGGCUGACCGCUCUCUCUCCACACCGGCCUGCAUCACAGCAAAAGCAUCCUUCCUCCUUAGAGCAUUUCUUGCUCCAGACUGGCCUCAGAUCAGCGUCCUCCUUCUAAACAUUCCACAAACGGUUAAGGAGUCCCCCGGCCCAUCUUCAUUUGCUUCCAUCACUGGUCAUUGCUUUUGUCUGUCCCCCUUUGGGGUGACAAUGGACCAUUCAGAGGAAGCAGAGUGACAUGAUGACUGUAAAUUAUGAUGGCAUCCUCCACAGGGCGGAGAGGAGACUCCGCUUGCCGGUGGGGCUCCUGACAAGGGUAGGAAGGAAGUGUUUGUGUCUCGCUCAGGCGCCCGGCACCGUUCAGAGAGAAACUGCAUAGUCCACGAAGAGAUUGCCUAAGGAAUGCACAAAGUGAAAACAUAAUUGAGUUAAGAAAAUACACACACACACAACUCCAAAAUCUUUAUUUUUUAAUUCACAAAAUGCAAAACUGAAACUGUUACUACUAUAAAUCAGGAUGUGUUUCAUAAAUAUGAAUCUACCUCACCUGUAUUGCACUCUCGCACAAAUAUUUUCCCACCUUUAAUUAUUGCCUCCCAAACUCUCCCCCCUCCUGUUAUCCCCUCCUCUGAUACCUCCAUGCUAAAUCCUAGCCUCAUAGAAGUCUUGUCUAAUGUGUCAGUGGUAGAUAGGACAUUUUCAUGGUAAUCUACUAGCUCUGGUCCAUAAGA